GCAAUCAAUUGAGCCGAACGAUCACUGAUCGCAGCAGUCAAAUACCGCUUAAUGCGCAAAUAAUUGUGGUUUACUGGAAAACUGGGCUAGCAAGAGUUCCAUAUAAAUAGGGGCUGGAUAGUCCAGGAGUUCCAAAAUUCAUCCAAAACUUCGAGGGUACAGAAUGCUGCGAUACAUCUGCUUUUUUCUGCUCAGUUGCAGUGCCUUCGAGGCUGCCUUGGCUUGCAAUGGCUACAAGGCCAAGCUGGUGAAGAUGGAGAACUGUGCUGGCGAUGAUGCCAUAAUGACGGUGGGCAGUGAUUUCAACCUGAAGUUGAACAAAAAGUGCGAGCUGGUUCCCUCGGGUUGCAUUAGUAAUAAGCCCUUUGGAACCGCCGUGGCCAAGUUCAAGGUCCAAAAGGAUGGCAUCGUGAUGAAGGAGGGCAAGAUCGACCUGUGCGCCGCCAUCGAUCAGGCCUCGUCGGAGGGCAAGGACAUGCUGAAGCUAUUCGGAGCUCCCUCCACCUGCCCUGUGGGCGAGGAAAAGGUGUGCGCCAACGAGCACACCGUCGAUCUAAGCAAAUACAAAGCCAUGCUCGGCAUGGCUCGCGGUCAUCUGAUCAUCGAUGCGGAGAUCAAACAUGACACCGGCAAAUCCUGCUUGCAUGCCGAAAUCGAACUUACCAAGAACUAAGGGUGAACAUCGAUCGGAGGUCUUAUGUUUCUAUUUUGAGUCUUGCAAAUCAUGUAAAUGUAAAUACGUAUGCAAUAAAAACUGGUAAUGAGGUGCACGCAGAAAAUAAAUAUACAACAAAUACCGAACAA
Drosophila eugracilis is the source of this 804-nucleotide messenger RNA. RefSeq lists its product as uncharacterized. The transcript has 3 exons. The coding region runs from base 164 to 673 and encodes 169 amino acids. NCBI's taxonomy places the organism in Eukaryota, Metazoa, Arthropoda, Insecta, Diptera, Drosophilidae. The record is from RefSeq and is a predicted model, not a curated record.